UGGCCAAUGACUCUAUGUUGACCAAAGUUGCCAAACGCAUCAUAAUAGCGUAGAACAAGUAACACACGGCGCUGUUCUCUCUCCUCUUUUCACUCUUUUUUUUCUUUUUUACUUUUCUUUCUUUUUUGGUUCAAGUCUCUCUUUCUGCUCUGGUGGUGGCUUUAUAGCAUGAUGAAAAAGCAGCAAACCAAAAAUUACUACGAGUACUACCCAUAAAGCCGGAACGAACACGACGGCGGUUUACGCUUUAUUAUACCCAUAACUCCCUCCUUUUCAUAUGGUCCCAAAAGAUGAGGCUUAAUUGAUCGCGCCCGUAAAAGAGAAAGACAGAGUGAUAGGGAUCCGACCCACGAGUUGGAACCAGCGGAAAUAAUGACUCGGGCUGGGGUUGCCGGAGAAGUGGAGGUUUCCGGCGGCGGGAAGACGGUGGUGGUGGGGGUGAAGUUGGAUUCUCCGAGCAGGGAGUUGCUGACUUGGGCUCUGGUUAAGGUUGCGCAGAGUGGUGAUCGUGUGAUUGCCCUCCAUGUUCUCGGUGACAAUGAAAUUGUGGAUCCAGAAGGCAAAUCUUCACUUCUCUCGCUUGUUAAAGCAUUUGAUUCUGUUCUUGCUGUGUAUGAAGGUUUCUGCAACUUGAAGCAGGUGGAUCUCAAGCUUAAGGUAUGCAGGGGUUCUUCUGUCCGAAAAGUUCUGGUGAGGGAAGCGAAGUCUUAUUUUGCUAAUGAAGUUAUAGUGGGAACUGCUCGAAAACACCAUACAAUUCGAUCAUCGGCCUCUGUUGCCAAGUAUUGUGGAAGGAAACUGCCAAAAGAUUGCUCAGUACUCGCGGUUGAUAAUGGGAAGAUUGUGUUUCAUAGAGAAGCAUCUCCGAUCACUAAUGGCUGUAGAAAAGGAAUCGUUGAUCAACAACAUAAUUUGCUCUGCGCAAUUCAACGGUCAGUUCUGAGUAAGAAUUCCAACAUACUACAUGUUGCUAGUGAGGAUGAAAACCCUCCUGGAACAAGCAAUCAGGGUGCUUGUAGAAAUUCGGAACUAGCCUUGGUGAAAGCAGACUCUCAUUGUGGAGAGAGUGCCUUGAAACAGAACUGUUCCAUUUGUUCCCCGGAAUAUCGCAUUUUGCUGGAAGAUUCAUGUGUCCAAUCAACAGAGUCAUCAACUUCUGGUGAUGGUGAUGGUGAUGGUGAACAAGACAACUCUAUGGCUCUAGUGACAGUACAGAAGGUAGAGGAUGAACCGAGUUCAAUCUCCUUGUUGAUAACUGAGAUGCCAGAACGGAAAUUUGGUUGGCCACUUCUUCGCCGUGCUUUCUUACCAGAUCGUCAGAUUUCUGUGGUUCAGUGGGCAAUGCAGUUGCCAAGCAGAAACUGUUUCUCAAGUGUGUAUUCAAACCAAAGUACUUGUAAUCAACAGGAAGAUCAAUCUUCUGAACUAGAUGGGGAAAGUGGUGCAAUUGUACUUGUUGGUGCUGAUACUCUUUCUGCUCCGUCCUCCCCUAGUAGUUCAAGAAGCAUACUGGAAGAAUUAGAGGGACUUCAUGAGAAAUACUCUUCAACUUGCAGACUGUUCAAGUAUCUGGAACUUCUGCGGGCAACAUCCAAUUUCACUCCCGCGAAUUUGAUUGGAAAAGGAGGAAGCAGUCAAGUUUAUCAAGGUCGCCUUCCUGAUGGCAAGGAAAUUGCUGUGAAAAUCUUGAAGCCAUCUGAAGAUGUAUUGAAAGAGUUUGUAUUGGAGAUUGAGAUUAUUACUGCCUUACUUCACAAGAACGUCAUUUCACUUUUUGGUUUCUGUUUUGAGGAUGGAAAUCUUCUCUUGGUUUAUGAUUUUCUAUCAAGAGGAAGCGUGGAAGAUAACCUUCAUGGUAAUAAGAAGGAUCCUUGUACGUUUGGGUGGAGUGAGAGAUAUAAGGUGGCUGUCGGUGUAGCUGAGGCACUGCAAUAUCUGCACACUGAAAGUGCUAAACCUGUGAUCCACAGGGACGUAAAAUCAUCGAAUAUACUACUUUCUGAGGAUUUUGAGCCACAGCUAUCGGAUUUUGGACUAGCUAAGUGGGCAUCUACAACCUCGUCACACAUCACAUGCACCGAUGUUGCAGGGACCUUUGGUUACUUGGCUCCUGAAUAUUUCAUGUUUGGCAAAGUGAAUGACAAGAUAGAUGUCUAUGCAUUCGGCGUUGUACUUCUUGAGCUUCUUUCCGGAAGAAAGCCUAUAAGUAACGACCAUCCAAAGGGCCAAGAGAGCCUGGUUAUGUGGGCAAAACCGAUUCUAAAUGGUGGAAAGGUUGCCCAGUUACUAGACCCUAGCCUGGCUAGAAACUACAAUAGUGACCAGAUGGAGAGGAUGGUUUUAGCUGCUACUCUCUGUAUCAGACGUGCGCCACGAGCUCGACCCCAAAUGAGCAUUGUCUUGAAGCUCCUCCAGGGUGACUCGGAGGUAACCAAAUGGGCAAGGCAACAAAUUGAUUCUUCAGAUGGGACUGAUAUGCUGGAUGAUGAGGCGUUUCCACGCUCAAAUCUCCAGUCCCAUCUUAACCUUGCAUUGCUUGACGUGCACGAAGAUUCUCUCUCCAUGAGCAGUAUCGAGCAAACUGUCUCGUUUGAAGACUAUUUGCGAGGCCGGUGGAGCCGCUCCUCAAGCUUUGACUAACUACGUGAUGCUUGGAAACAUUGCGCUUCCUUUUCGUUUGAUUCUUCUGUACAUCCAUCUCAUCUAGUUCUAUUUUUUGUUAAAGUUGGCUUCUCCCAUUUUCUUGGUUUCUUCGUCAUGGGUUGUGGAUGAGAGGUUGUUUGCCGGGGUGCCCUCCUCCUUCCCUUUCGCAGUCAUACUAUAGACUCUCCAAUUGAUGUAGUAACAUUUUCCAUUUUUCUGGAAAAUGUUCUUGGUUCUCCUCCUCAAAUAUGGGCUGAGAGCUGAAUUUGUUGGACUCAUGGAUUUUUUUUGGUUUUUGUUUAAGGGGGUGUUGCAAGCAAGUGCUGCUGCAUGUAAACCUCAAUAAGGCUAAUAAAAGGUGAUUUUGAUUUCUUUUUC
Rhododendron vialii is the source of this 3021-nucleotide messenger RNA. RefSeq names its product protein kinase STUNTED. Gene Ontology annotation, molecular function: protein kinase activity; ATP binding. The transcript is spliced from 10 exons. Bases 373 to 2640 code for a protein of 755 amino acids. The record is from RefSeq and is a predicted model, not a curated record. Lineage: Eukaryota; Viridiplantae; Streptophyta; Magnoliopsida; Ericales; Ericaceae. Gene Ontology annotation, biological process: protein phosphorylation.